Messenger RNA from Balaenoptera musculus (blue whale), 2205 nucleotides. RefSeq names its product epoxide hydrolase 2 (gene EPHX2). The transcript has 19 exons. Lineage: Eukaryota; Metazoa; Chordata; Mammalia; Artiodactyla; Balaenopteridae. Gene Ontology annotation, molecular function: lipid phosphatase activity; magnesium ion binding. Gene Ontology annotation, biological process: phospholipid dephosphorylation; cholesterol homeostasis. The record is from RefSeq and is a predicted model, not a curated record. Gene Ontology annotation, cellular component: peroxisome. Bases 148 to 1815 code for a protein of 555 amino acids.
AGGCGGAGGUCGGGGCAGGGGCGGAGCCGGGGCCAGGACAGGGGGCUGGGACGGGGCCCAGCUCGACUUGGGAGGCCCCGUCGGCUCGCCGCUCUGGUCCCGCGCCCCGGCCUUCGUCCUGGGUGGAAGGCUGAGGCGCAGGCAGUCAUGGCGCUGCGUGCUGCCGUGUUCGACCUGGACGGGGUCCUGGCGCUGCCCUCGCUCGCCAGCUCCUGGGACCGUGCGGAGGAGGAGCUGGCGCUGCCCAGAGGCUUUCUGAAUGGAGCUUUCAUGAAAGGAGGCCCAGAUGGUUCCAGUGCCCGCAUGAUGAAGGGAGAGAUCACAUUUUCCCAGUGGAUGCCAUUCAUGGAAGAAAACUGCAGGAAAUGUUCUGAGGACUCUGGAAUCUGCCUCCCUGAGAAUUUCUCUAUAAAUCAGAUCUUUGGCAAGGCGCUUGCAGCAAGAAAGGUCAACCACCCCAUGCUUCAGGCAGCUCUCACUCUCAAAAAGAAGGGAUUUACAACCUGCAUCCUCACCAACAUCUGGCUGGAUGACAGCACCCAGAGAGGCAGCCUGGCCCAGAUGAUGUGUGAGCUCAGGCCGCACUUCGAUUUCCUGAUUGAGUCAUGCAGGAUCGGAAUGGCCAAGCCUGACCCUCAGAUCUACAAGUUCGUGCUGGACGUCUUGAAGGCCAGCCCCAAUGAGGUGGUUUUCUUGGAUGACUCCGGGGUUAAUCUGAAGCCGGCCCGUGACCUGGGGAUGGUCACCAUCCUCGUCCGUGACACUGACACUGCCCUGAGGGAGCUGGAGAAAGUAACCGGGAUGCAGCUUCUCCAAACUGCAGCCCCCCGACCAAUCCCCUGCGAUCCAAGCACCGUGAGCCAUGGGUACGUGCCCAUAAAGCCUGGGAUGUGUCUGCAUUUUGUGGAGCUGGGCUCCGGCCCUGCCGUGUGCCUCUGCCAUGGAUUUCCGGAGAGCUGGUUCUCUUGGAGGUACCAGAUCCCUGCUCUGGCCCAGGCGGGCUUCCGGGUACUAGCUGUGGACAUGAAAGGCUAUGGAGAGUCAUCUGCUCCUCCUGAAAUAGAAGAAUAUUCCGUGGAAGUGUUAUGCAACGACAUGGUCACCUUCCUGGAUAAUUUGGGGAUCUCUCAAGCCGUGUUCAUUGGCCACGACUGGGGUGGCAUGCUGGUGUGGAAUAUGGCUCUUUUCUACCCCAAGAGAGUGAGGGCAGUGGCCAGCUUGAAUACUCCCUUCAUACCAGCAAAUCCCAAAGUGUCCCCAGUGGAGAUAAUCAAAGCCAAUCCUGUCUUUGACUACCAGCUCUACUUCCAGGAACCAGGAGUGGCGGAGGUUGAACUGGAACAGAACCUGAAUCGGACUUUCAGAAGCUUCUUCAGAGCAAGUGAUGAGACUUUUCUCACCACGAACAGAGUCUGUGAAAUGGGAGGACUCUUUGUGAAUACCCCAGAGGAGCCCAGCCUCAGCAAGAUGGUCACCGAGGAAGACAUCCAGUUCUAUGUUCAGCAGUUCAAGAAGUCUGGUUUCAGGGGACCUCUAAACUGGUACCGAAACAUGGAAAGGAACUGGCAGUGGGGCUGCAAAGGCUUGGGAAGGAAGAUCCUGAUCCCGGCCCUGAUGGUCACCGCGGAGAAGGACUUCGUGCUCGUUCCUGAGAUGUCCAAGCAUAUGGAGGACUGGAUCCCCCGCCUGAAAAGGGGUCACAUUAAGGAUUGUGGACACUGGACACAGAUGGAGAAGCCCGCAGAGUUGAAUCAGAUCCUCAUUGAGUGGCUGAAGACUGACGCCAGCAACCCACCGGAGGUCUCGAAGCUUUAGGGUGUGACUUGUGUCAGCCGCCAGCAGGCACUCCAACCGCUUCAUCUGCUGGGGGCGCUUCUCUGGUACCCGGAUGGGGCCUUACCCGCAUCUCUCAAAACCAGCAGCGUUGUUCUGAAGGGGUUUGCAGCAAAGAGUGAUUUUCUCUAAAUGAAAUGAGUCAGAUUUGACAUAAUUUUAGAUACAGGAAAAAUCACGUGUGAUUAAUUCUCUGGGUAUAAACGUAUCCCUUUAUGUCUAAGGAUUCUGUGGGGGACAGAAUGGGAUGGCCAGGGGGUGAUUUCUCUUUGGCUAAUCAAGUCAGCGUUUUGAUGAUGCAAAAUCAGCAGUUGAGAAGCUUUUCAGCAGAGGUGGGAACUCCUUUAUUCAAUAAAAUGAAGACAGCUGCCA